GGCGCUGAGGAGGCGGCGCCCGGCCCCGCUCGCGUGGGUCAGGUGGCCUGAGCCUAUAUGAGCCGCCGCGGGCCCUGAGGGAAGGGGGCGGCUGUGGGUGAGCAGCGGCGGGCGUUAUGGCUGCGCUGCCCGAGGAGGUGGAGGAGAAGAGGAAGGUGAGGGCUGUGUCUGUGGAUCUAAAUAUUGAUCCUUCCCUCCAAAUUGACAUCCCAGAUGCCCUGAGUGAAAAAGACAAAGUAAAGUUCACUGUACAUACUAAGACUACACUGCCAACUUUUCAAAGCCCAGAGUUUUCAGUUACGAGGCAGCAUGAAGACUUUGUGUGGCUACAUGAUACACUUGCUGAAACUGAAGAGUAUGCAGGAUUUAUUAUACCUCCAGCACCUUCCAAGCCUGAUUUUGAUGGUCCCAGAGAGAAGAUGCAGAAACUUGGGGAAGGAGAAGUCUCUAUGACAAAAGAGGAAUUUGCAAAAAUGAAGCAAGAACUAGAAGCUGAAUACCUUGCUGUCUUUAAGAAGACCGUGUCAUCACAUGAAGUUUUCCUUCAGCGACUUUCUUCUCAUCCUGUGCUCAACAAAGAUCGCAACUUCCAAGUUUUCCUAGAGUAUGACCAGGAUCUAAGCGUUCGGAGAAAAAAUACAAAAGAAAUGUUUGGUGGCUUUUUAAAAAGUAUGGUGAAGAGUGCUGAUGAAGUCCUCUUCUCUGGUGUGAAGGAGGUGGAUGACUUCUUUGAGCAAGAGAAGAUUUUUCUUGUAAACUACUACAACAGAAUCAAGGAUGCAUGCACAAAAGCAGAUAAGAUGACAAGAUCCCAUAAAAAUGUGGCAGAUGACUAUAUCCACACUUCAGCUUGCUUGAACAGCCUGGCUUUAGAAGAGCCCACAGUCACUAAAAAGUACUUGUUGAAAGUUGCUGAGCUCUUUGAAAAACUGAGGAAGGUAGAGAGUCGUGUGUCAUCAGACGAAGACUUAAAGCUGUCUGAACUGUUAAGAUACUACAUGCUCAACAUAGAAGCAGCAAAGGAUCUCCUAUACAGACGUACCCGGAGUCUUGCAGACUAUGAAAAUUCAAACAAAGCCCUGGACAAAGCUAGAUUGAAAAGUAAAGAUGUCAGACUGGCAGAAGCACAUCAGCAAGACUGCUGUCAGAAGUUUGAGAAGCUUUCAGAGUCUGCAAAGGAAGAACUGAUCAGCUUCAAGCGGAAGAGAAUAGCAGCCUUUCGUAAAAAUCUAAUUGAAAUGGCUGAGCUGGAAAUCAAGCAUGCAAAGGAUGGAGGAUGCUCAGGUAUUGAAUACCCAGUGCGGAUAAUGAGGCUGCUUGAAGGACCCCUGCCUCAUUUGCUGGAGUAAUUGAAAGGUGUAGAGAAUGCUACAGGAAGAAGAUAGGACCCAGUUCUCCUGGGUCUCUUCCACAGACUCUGUGCUGCUGCACAAUCACUUAAAUUCAGAGGUGGCCACUGUGUUCCUUGUCUUCUGAGAGCCCAACUUGAGACACCUCAGCACUCAGACCUCCAAAUAGUCCAUGGGAGCUGCAAAUGCUCAGUACCUCUGAAUAAUCAGACUGCGGGUAUCUCAUGUAGGGCAUUAAUCAUUCAGGCAACCACAGUUAGUGGACACUUGCAAAUCCUGGCCUUGAAUCUCCCUGCCCCUCCAUUCCCCAGCUGUAAAAUGGGGAUGGUACCUCCUCUCACAAGUUGCACAGAAGAUCUUGGAAAUACUUGUUUUAUAGUGAGCACUGAAUGAGAUGGGCCCUGUGGGUGGAGGAUAGUAUGUGAUCUCAUAAUUAAGGACUAUAUAUGCACACUUCAAGGGGCAGAAUUAACAUUGCACAAGCAACCUUACUUUUGGUACUUCCUAACUUGAUUGCUUGUCUGUGCAACUUUAGCAUCCUUCUAGUGGUCUUUGUAGUGAUGAUACUAAAUGUAGCUUUCAGACAGAGUACAGAAAAUUCAGCUUUUCCAUUUCUGAGAACAUCAAAACUGUUAAGUUCACUUGUUUCUGGAGUGAGAAUUGAUUUGGUGCCUGUUUUUGAUCCCAUGCUUCUCACUCAGAAUUAACUGUC
Molecule: messenger RNA, 2061 nt
Organism: Caretta caretta (loggerhead turtle)
Lineage: Eukaryota; Metazoa; Chordata; Testudines; Cheloniidae
Gene: SNX5
Product: sorting nexin 5
Biological process (GO): pinocytosis; intracellular protein transport; retrograde transport, endosome to Golgi
Cellular component (GO): endosome
Molecular function (GO): dynactin binding; phosphatidylinositol binding
Source: RefSeq, a predicted model, not a curated record